GCAUUGCUGUGGUAGUGAAGCCAGACUUCGGAGGUGGGGACAGGUGGCGAGAGAUGCUGGCGAGAGAGCCUACUAGAUAGAGCUUCUGUGAGCUGACAGGCACAACCGUACGAGACUUUGAGGCAGCCUAGACACAGCGAGAGAUUCAGGGAGCCAGGGCAAAGGAAUCUGCAGUGCCCUUCUUAACCGAACUAGGCAGAGACCCAACGCUGGGAGAGAGGCUGUAUCACAGGUUCAACACAAGUGCCAAAAUGCUGCUGGUUGCUGUCCUUUUGUUGUGUGGGACUGUUAGACACCUGGAAGCAACCUGCCCAGCAACUGGGAGCCACAAAGCUGCCCCAAGUCCUGAGCCAGAACUCCACGACUGUCCGUUAUAUUUGAAGAAUGCUUGCUGCACAGUGAACAUAAAAGAUAAGAUGACUACCUCACCAGAGGCUGAGUCCUGGAACCGAUGUGGACUGUUAAGUACAAAGUGCGAGCAAUUCUUCAAACAAUUAUCGUGUUUCUAUCGCUGCUCCCCAGAUGCUACAAUUUGGGCAAGCCCAAGUCAUUCCAAUUCCCUUCUGAAUGUACCUCUUUGUCAGGGCUUCUGUGACCAAUGGUACAAAGCAUGCGAGCAUGAUCAGACCUGCGUUAGGAACUGGAAUACAGAUUUAAAGUGGUCAAAUCGCACUCAGGGCACCUGCACCUCAGACUGUAUUCCUUUCAAUAAGAUGUACAAGGAUGGAAAAGAUCUGUGCGAGAGCACAUCUGGAGAUUCUUUCAAGGUCAGAUCCUGCAACUGCCUGAACUUGGACAAGAAUGAUGAGCAGGUGAUUAAAACCCUGAUGCAGGAGGACAGCACCAAGGCUGGUAUUAAUGGGGAGCUCCCUUGCAAAGAGAAGCGCAGCACUCUGAACCAGCUGAGACUCUCCAUCCGCAAACGCUCGCUCUUUGUGGAAGACAUUGACGGCAGUGGAAGUGGGUUCCCAACAAAUGAAUAGUUGAACUACAGUUGCUGUCACAUUUUUUGUUUUGCAUAGUUGCUGCUCUUGUUAAAAGAACCUACUCCUAGCUGUGAUCACAUUGAUAAAUACUCCAGAGCUAACACACAUUUCAUCUCCGCCCCCCCCCCCAACCCUCUGCUAUUCUCCAAUCUGGCAUGCAACUCAUCUACAUCUCCACGAAUGCCACCAAAUUUGCUUCUGAUAUGAGCCCAAUAUCAACCAAUGCACCACAGAUGAGAGUUCAGGGAAGGAAAAACAUCUCGUGUUCCCCUCUCUAUAUCCUCCCCACUCCACAUUUUCUUCGUCAGUUUUCCUUCUUAUAAUCUAGCCAAUUCAGGAUUAUGAUUACAACCCAAGUCAAAGUUCUAGCCUAACUACUGAGCUGCAAAUUUCAGGGGUGAAAAUGUGAUACAAUACCAUUUUGAGCCAUAAAGCUGAAAUAUCUGGUAUCUGAAUGUGGUGUCUUGUUUGCCAUUAGACUCCUAAGAUAUUUCACCCAUCAGUUUCAAGUUAACUCCAUGCUGAUCAUCAUCCGAAAUGUAACUAACACAAAAAUACAGAAGGGUGGGUGUAAACUUUAAAGAAAGCAAUUGUAGCAAGAGUCAAACAGGGAGGCUAUUCCAUCAGAAAAAUGGACAAACCUAAUGGGCCUUUCCCCAUUCACAAGUUCACAUUUUAACCCACUGAGCCAGUCUCCUAUAAAGAGAACAGAAAAUGCUGUAACACUCAGCAGGUCUGGCAGCAUCUGUGGAGAGAGAAACAGAGUUAAUGUUUCAAAUCCAUAUGACUUCUUCUGAGCUAAAGAGUUAGUCUCCUCCCCAGAACUUGGCAGUUUUCUCAAAGGCACACAACUUAAUCCAAGAGAGGUGACUUGCUUAAGGUAAAACUAGCAAGCAGAUAAAACUUCCGAAUUCCCUCCCUAACCCGUGAAGUACAGCUCCAGGAUAUUAACCCAACCUUACAACUAACUCUGACCUUCUCCAUUUACAGUUUGUAUAUCUCUGGGGCCGUUAUUUCAAGUGGAGUAUUUGAAUGUCUAAAUUGAUCUAAACCUUCAAUUCUGUGAGAACCAACUAAGUAGCUGUCCACAAGAGACUUAGCAAAGCAGAUUCUAUUCCAAACAGCUACCAUUCUUUUUGUUGGGGUUUGGUAAGAAAUCUCUGAUUAUUUUAGGGCUUGUUAAUAUUGUACUUCUGUUCUCUGGUUCCUUGUUUGCAAUCUAAGUUAAAAUAACAUGUCAACUUCCAUGCCUCACUCAUUUUGAAACUCUGAAUCACAUCUCCUUUGAAAUAAUUUCUCUAUUGAAAACCAACAGAAUAAAAUACAAAAUAUAUAAAAUUAAAGUAGAGAAUUCAUCUGACAGCAUGUAAGCACUUCAGGCAAAUUUCCUAGCAAAGCUGCAGUCUCCUUUACCUUUGGUCAGGGCUUGUAUUAAACAUUGAAUGAAUAUGAUAAGGGUAGAAAUAUUCUGGACAAUUCGGAAACUCAACCUGCACUACAGCCGCAAACCUUUAGAUGCUACAAUUCUGCAGUUCCAGUAUAAACCAUGUGGAAUUUACUUGCUCUGAUCCUAACUCCUGCCAAAAGGAAACAGGAGAAUUUACAUUUGGUGUUUUUAACAAUUACAAAUCACACCUUAUUUGGGUCACAGCCUAUUUCUGUUGGGUGGGGGGGUGGACUUGGGGAGGAAUAAGAUUCUAUAAGUUGCACUCUGUAUUUAAAAAAACAUAUAAAUAUCCAUGAAGAUAUAAUUUACUUGCUGGAUUUUACAAUUCAUGACCUUUUGACUUCCAAAAUAUGCAAAAUGACCACAUUCUUCUGUAAAUUUCUAGUGCUCAUUUUAUAAUAGAAUUAAAAGUAUGGAAUAACAAUGAAGCAUCAGUCACCAUAUUAAAAAAUGCAACUUUGUGAUAAUUUUCAGAAGUUAUGUGCGUGUUAAAAUAUCAUUGCAGCGCCUGGGGAUGGACAGCAAGUCUGUGCAUAUAGAAAUACAGGACUGGUGAUGUAAUGUUAUACAUUGCGUAACAAUUCACAAAGGUGCAGGUAACAGUUAGCCUGAGCUGAAUACUGUUAUGUUGCAUGAACAGAGAUUUCGCAUAAUGGGCGAGUGUGGUAUCAUUGAUAAGUCAUUUAUUAAUAAAAAAAAAACAUUGUCACGA
Carcharodon carcharias (great white shark) is the source of this 3145-nucleotide messenger RNA. RefSeq names its product retbindin (gene rtbdn). Gene Ontology annotation, molecular function: signaling receptor activity; riboflavin binding; riboflavin transmembrane transporter activity. NCBI's taxonomy places the organism in Eukaryota, Metazoa, Chordata, Chondrichthyes, Lamniformes, Lamnidae. Gene Ontology annotation, cellular component: external side of plasma membrane. The transcript is spliced from 6 exons. The record is from RefSeq and is a predicted model, not a curated record. The coding region runs from base 252 to 983 and encodes 243 amino acids.